Microtus ochrogaster (prairie vole) is the source of this 3027-nucleotide messenger RNA. It is a transcript of the gene Tax1bp1, whose product is annotated as Tax1 binding protein 1. The record is from RefSeq and is a predicted model, not a curated record. Lineage: Eukaryota; Metazoa; Chordata; Mammalia; Rodentia; Cricetidae. Gene Ontology annotation, biological process: negative regulation of apoptotic process.
GGCGGCGGCGGUGGCGGCGGCUGCUGUUCUUCGGUGCGCGGCGGAACGCGCCGGGCGGUGGCCCUGACGGAUUUACAAUGACAUCCUUUCAAGAAGUCCCAUUGCAGACUUCCAACUUUGCUCAUGUUAUCUUUCAAAAUGUGGCUAAAAGUUACCUUCCUAAUGCACACUUGGAGUGUCAUUACACCUUAACUCCAUAUAUUCAUCCACAUCCUAAAGACUGGGUUGGUAUAUUCAAGGUUGGCUGGAGUACUGCUCGUGAUUAUUACACAUUUUUAUGGUCUCCUAUGCCUGAACAUUAUGUGGAAGGAUCAACUGUGAAUUGUGUACUCGCAUUUCAAGGAUAUUACCUUCCAAAUGAUGAUGGAGAAUUUUAUCAGUUCUGUUACGUUACCCAUAAGGGUGAAAUUCGUGGAGCAAGUACUCCUUUCCAGUUUCGAGCUGCUUCUCCAGUUGAAGAGCUCCUCACUAUGGAAGAUGAAGGAAAUUCUGAUAUGUUGGUGGUGACCACAAAAGCUGGCCUUCUUGAGCUGAAAAUUGAGAAGACCAUGAAAGAAAAGGAAGAAUUGGUAAAGUUGAUCGCUGUUCUUGAAAAAGAAACAGCACAGCUUCGAGAGCAAGUUGGAAGAAUGGAGAGAGAGCUGAGCCAUGAGAAAGGGCGAUGUGAACAGCUGCAGGCUGAGCAGAAGGACUUUCUUGAAGUAUCACAAAGUUUGAGAAUGGAAAAUGAAGAGUUGAUGAAGAGAUACAGUGAGGCUACAUCUAAAGCUCAACAGCUUGAAGAAGAUAUUGUGUCAGUGACUCAUAAGGCAGUUGAAAAAGAAACUGAGCUAGACAGUUUGAAAGAUAAACUCAGGAAGGUACAGCAUGAAAAAGAACAACUUGAAUGUCAGCUGAAGACAGAAAAGGAUGAGAAGGAGCUUUAUAAGGUACAUUUGAAGAAUACAGAAAUAGAAAAUACCAAGCUUAUGUCAGAAGUACAGACUUUAAAGAAUUUAGAUGGAAACAAAGAAAGCAUGAUUGCCCAGCUCAAAGAAGAGAUCGACAAACUGCAGUCGUGCUUGGUUGAAAAGGAAAAUUUGUACAUGGCUCUCCUUACAGCCUCAAAUAAAGAAGAUCCAGUACUUCUGAAGGAGAAACUUCGGAAAGCAGAGGAUCAAGUUCAGGCAACACGGCAAGAAGCUGUCUUCCUGGCUAAAGAGCUCAGCGAUGCUGUGAAUGUGAGAGAUAGAACAAUGGCAGAUCUGCACACUGCACGCCUGGAGAACGAGAGGGUGAAGAAGCAGCUCGCAGAACUCCAGUUAAAUGCUGCAAGGAAAGACCAGGAAAAGACUGAUACACUGGAGCAUGAACUGAGGAGAGAAGUUGAAGAUCUGAAACUCCGGCUGCAGAUGGCUGCAGAUCAUUAUAAAGAAAAGUUUAAGGAAUGCCAGAGGCUCCAAAAACAAAUAAACAAACUUUCAGACCAGUCAGCCAGUACUAACAGUGUCUCCACAAAGAGAAUCGGGAAUCAGCAGAGAGUGAAUGAUGCUUCAGUAACCACGGACCUGGCCACUUCUGCUUCUGCUGUGGAUGUCAAGCCAGCAGUGUCUUCUGCAGAGACAGAUUUUGACAUGUUAACAAAGGAUCAUGUCUGUGAAAUGACCAAAGAAAUUGCUGAGAAAACAGAAAAGUAUAAUAAAUGUAAACAACUCUUGCAGGAGGAGAAAACCAAAUGCAAUAAAUAUGCUGAUGAACUUGCAAAAAUGGAGCUGAAGUGGAAAGAACAAGUAAAAAUUGCUGAAAAUGUAAAACUUGAACUAGCUGAAGUAGAGGACAAUUACAAAGAACUUAAAAGAAGUUUAGAAGAUCAAAAAGGAAGAAAAAUGGAAGAUCAGAGUUCCCAACAGGCCUCGAGAUGUCUCAACACAUGCUCUGAGCAAAAUGGGCUUCUUCCUACACUGCCAAAUGCACAGCCAGUUCUGCAGUAUGGCAACCCUUACACAGCACAGGAAAUGCGAGAUGGAGCAGAUGGUGCUUUUUAUCCAGAUGAAAUCCAGAGGCCACCAGUGCGAGUCGUGUCUUGGGAAGACAAUGUUGUCUGUAGCCAGCCUGCUCGAAACCUUAGCCGGCCGGAUGGUUUAGAAGACCCUGAGGAUAGCAGAGAAGAUGAGAAUAUGCCUGUUCCUCCUGAUCCAGCCAGUCAGCAUUUACGUGGUCAUGGAGCAGGCUUUUGCUUUGAUUCCAGCUUUGAUGUUCACAAGAAGUGUCCCCUCUGUGAGUUAAUGUUCCCUCCCAACUAUGAUCAGAGCAAAUUUGAAGAACACGUUGAAAGUCACUGGAAGGUGUGCCCAAUGUGCAGCGAGCAGUUCCCUCCCGACUAUGACCAGCAGGGGUUUGAAAGGCAUGUUCAGACCCAUUUUGAUCAGAAUGUCCUAAACUUUGACUAGCCUUCAUUAUGAGUUAGUACAAUUUAGCAAUUAAAACAAAAAACAACUCAGCUAGAGACUAAGGAGACUCCAAGGUGUCGCUCUCAUGCUCUUCCACUUUCUGAUUGAGAACUACUUUUGAGUGCGGUGUUGCUAGGGCCAGGGUACAGCUUUGACUACAGUAAAUACAGUUUUGAUCUCUGUUAAUCUUGUCUGCUUUAAGAAAGUUGUUAGGUGUUUCUAUUUGUCCCCCAGUUAGAAAAAGUAUAUGAAGAAAGACACAGGAAUUAUUUUCAUGUUACUGAACUGAAAACAUAUGUGUGAUAGUUGUAGAUUAUUUAGCACAAUCAGAAGAUAUACAAGUUUCUGUUCACGGUGAUUGAGCAUGACUACUAUUACAUAAUAAAAAGCAUCGAUCAUAACAGUUCUGUGAAAUAAUUCUUUGAAUAUAGAAAACUUGCAAUUUAGUCAAUAAAUCUUUCUUAGAUAUGGAACUGCAUGUAGAUUGAGAUCACAGACUUGAGAUACUCUUUUUUAAUAUGAAAAACACUGGCUCUAGGAAUUAAUAUAGGCAUAUUUUGCUAAUUUUAUGCUAAUAAAUAAAUUUUAAAAAUGAAAA